AUUUCUUUGUUCGUCCUUCAGAUCCUUGCAGUUCAUUGAGUCCACCCUGCUUUACUGAGGAGGAUCGAUUCAGUCUGGAAGCUCUCCGCACAAUCCACAAGCAAAUGGAUGAUGACAAAGAUGGUGGUAUCGAAGUAGAUGAAAGUGAUGAGUUUAUCAGAGAAGAUAUGAAAUAUAAAGAUGCUUCCAAUAAACACAAUCAUCUGCACAGGGAAGACAAACAUAUCACCAUUGAGGAUCUGUGGAAAUGCUGGAAAACCUCUGAAGUUCACAACUGGACUCAAGAGGAGACUUUGCAGUGGCUGGUAGAAUUUGUUGAACUGCCCCAGUAUGAGAAGAAUUUUAAAGACAGUAAUGUCAAAGGAACAACGCUUCCCAGGAUAGCAAUAAAUGAACCUGCUUUUAUGAUCCAUCAUCUGAAAAUCAUUGACCGGAGCCACAGACAGAAACUUCAACUGAAGGCAUUGGAUGUUGUUUUAUUCGGACCUCUUGCACGCCCAUCUCACAACUGGAUGAAGGAUUUUGCACUAGCAAUUUCUAUAGUGAUUGGCUUUGGAGGCUGCUGGUUUGCACAUUCUCAGAACAAGACCUCAAAAGAGCACAUCACAAAAAUGAUGAAAGAUCUAGAAAGUCUCCAGAAAGCAGAGCAAAGCCUCCUUGAUGUGCAGGAGAGGCUUGAGAAGGCACAGGAAGAAAACAGGAAUGUUGCUGUAGAAAAACAAAACCUGGAGCGUAAAAUGAUGGAUGAAAUCAAUGAUGCAAAACGAGAAGCUUAUCGACUGAGGGAACUGAGGGAGGGAGCUGAAUGUGAACUGAGCAGACUCAAAUAUGCAGAGGAGGAACUAGUACAGGUUCGCAUGGCUUUAAAGAAGGCUGAGAAGGAGUUUGAGCUGAGAAGUAACUGGUCUGUUCCUGAUGCAUUACAGAAAUGGCUCCAGUUAACACAUGAGGUUGAAGUACAGUACUACAAUAUUAAAAGACAAAAUGCAGAAAUGCAACUAGCGAUUGCUAAAGAUGAGGCAGAAAAAAUUAAAAAGAAGAGAAGCACUGUGUUUGGGACAUUACAUGUUGCACACAGCUCCUCCCUAGAUGAGGUGGACCACAAAAUCCUUGAAGCAAAAAAAGCACUCUCUGAAUUGACAACUUGUUUACGAGAGCGUCUCUAUCGAUGGCAGCAGAUCGAGAGGAUCUGUGGCUUUCAGAUAGCACACAACUCAGGAUUACCAAGCCUGACGUCCUCUCUGUACUCUGAUCACAGUUGGGUGGUGAUGCCCCGAGUCUCCAUUCCUCCUUACCCAAUUGCUGGGGGAGUGGAUGACUUAGACGAAGACACCCCUCCAAUAGUUGCACAGUUUCAUGGGUCCACUGUUAAGCCUCCCAGCACAUUAGCAAGAAGUAGUAGUCUGUGUCGCACAAGGCGCAAUGUUGUGCCAUCAUCUCCGCAGUCUCAGCAUACUCAAAAUGCUCAACAUCCGCAGCAUACCCUCCACUCCCCUGACCCUGACAUCCUGUCAGUGUCAAGCUGCCCUGCCCUUUAUCGUACUGAGGAGGAGGAAGAGGCAAUUUACUUCACUGCUGACAAACAAUGGGAUGUACAGAAUGCAGGUUCAGAGUGUGACUCCUUAAACUCGUCCUUUGGAAGGAAACAGUCUCCUCCAUCAACUCUUGAGAUGUACCAAACUCUGUCUCCACAAAAGGUAUCCCGGGAGGAACUGUCUCAAGAGGAAUCAUCCACAGGAGACUCCUCAUCGCUAACUGCAGAUAUUUCCAGGGGUUCUCCUGACUGUGCAGGAUUAACAGAAACAAAGAGCAUGAUAUUUAGUCCUGCAAACAAAGUGUACAAUGGCAUCUUGGAAAAGUCCUGCAGCAUGAACCAGCUUUCUAGCGCAACCCCAGUCCCAAAGCCUCGCCAUACCUCUUCUUCCUCGGCCAACAGUGAAAGUAAACCCAUUCAUCAAGUCUCCACUGUCCCUAGGAUAAGUAGCAUCCCACAUGACCUAUGCCAGAAUGGUGAAAAAAACAAAAAGCCGUCAAAAAUAAAAAGCCUCUUCAAGAAAAAAUCAAAGUGAGGCAUGGAGAAGUAGCCCAUAACAGUGGCAGUGUUAGACUUUCUAAACUUUAGGAACAUAGUUCCAUUUGGGUCUUCCAGACCGUUUGUCAUGGUGGAAUGCCCAAUAGGUCAACUCUAUUAUUUAAAUGACUCUAAAGUUAAAGAUCAUGUCAGAAAUCAAAAGUUCAGACAGUUUAGUCAUUUCUGCCUAUUUAUUUCUGCUUUGUUUUUAGUUACAUAUAACUUUUGUAAAAUGCCACUUUGGACUUACAAGCUUUAAUGGACUAGUAAGCCUACAUGGGCUUGACAACAUUUCUUGUUUACCAGAUCAUCUUCUUAUCUUUCCAUGGAGCUAUAACAUUUACCUACUGGACUUAAGUAACUUAAAAAAAGUAAAAUUAAUUAAAUUGCACUACUGUUUUCCAGACUGGAAAAGUAUCUCUCUGCAAGUGAAACUGUAAGAUUUAUAAAUGACUGAGGAAAUGGGUCUUUACAAUUUUAGAUCUGUUUGGGGUUUUAAAUAGAACCUACGAUUUCGAAAUGACUUGAUUUCGGGAAAUGGAAACCUCACACUUUUAUUAUGAGACAUUUCAUUAGAUGCAUCUAUAUUAGAACAGUUCAAGUCCUGCUGUAAAGACCAUAUUUUCCCAGGGCUUUCACUGUGAUUUUACUGCAUUGCAGGAUGUAUGAUAAAAUAUAUAGAUAAUUUAACAAGAGAAGAAACUCUUGAUUCCUUAGGCAAGCAAUGGAUUGAAACUUGAUUGAAGAACUUUAACCAUUCAUAUGCUUAAAGUGGGGAGGGGGAGAAUACAAGCACUUGUUUACAGACUUUGAUAGGCAAAGGAUGUUUGGUUUAUGAAAAUUUGUACUGUUGUAAAGAUAAUAAAUUGGAGACAUUCUUGUGCUUGUAAUUGUUCUGAUUUUAGCUGAUCUCUUUCAGACAUAUUCCUGAGGACCUGUUUAUUGAACUUACUAUAGGCUGCAUUGCUUAUGCUUAUAAGUGUAUAAAUUUUUUUGUUAUUAGCUUUUAUCCCUUUGUGGGAUUUCAUACUGUUUAUUUUUGUAUAGUUUGAGAAGUUAGCUGUUUGGACAUGUCUGCUUGAAGUAAAUGAUCUCUUAAUUUUAUAACACA
This is a messenger RNA of Pelodiscus sinensis (Chinese soft-shelled turtle), 3182 nucleotides long. The record is from RefSeq and is a predicted model, not a curated record. Lineage: Eukaryota; Metazoa; Chordata; Testudines; Trionychidae.